AUGGAUUUCUCGAGAUUGAGUUCUUUAUCAUUGGGCGAGUGGAUCUGCGUGGCAUUUUUAUUUGUAGCGAUCAUAGAGGUGUUGAUUUUUGCUAUGAUCGAUUGCUUCAAUGGCCGUCCCCUCCCAACCAAACACCGUUUCUCUUUCGGCGAUAUGUCUGUCAUCACCGAUGAAACCAGAAUUACUGUUAAUGAGCUGGAGGUAUUGUAUGAGCUGUUUAAAAAGUUGAGUAGUUCAAUUAUCGACGACGGAUCAAUUCAUAAGGAAGAGUUUCAACUAGCACUAUUCAGAAUUCCCUAUGGUGAAAAUCUUUUCCUAGACAAGGUAUAUGCUUCAUACCAACAAAAAAAAAAUGGUGUCUUUGAAUUUGAUGAGUUUGUUCAUGCACUCAAUGUCUUCCAUCCAUAUGCCCCUAUAGAUGAUAAAAUUGAUUUUGCACUUAGGCUCUAUGAUUUGGGACAAACCGGGUUCAUUGAGCGAGAAAAAGUUAAGCAAAUGGUGAUUGCCAUAAUGAUGGAAUCUGACUUGAAAGUCACAUGAUCUUCUUGAGUCUAUCAUUGAUAAUGUAAGCACUACAUAGUUGUGUAAGUUUGGAUGUUGUUUUACUGGGUGGUAAUCAGAGCUUGUGGAGAAUUUAGUACUCACGACAUCUUCUAUGACAUAGUAUUAACAGUGUAUUUCUAUGACAUAGUAUUAACAGUGUUCUUCUAUGACAUAGUAUUAACAGUGUACUUUUUUUUCUUUCUUAUAUAGGUAUUUCCUUUUGCAAAAGAUAUCGGAUGUCUUGCUAGGCUUUUUUAGGUUUUUUUAAUUUUUUGUGUGAAAUGGUAUUAACAAUGUACUUCUAUAAAAUGGUAUUAACAAUGUACUUCUAUGAAAUGGUAUUAACAAUGUACUUCUAUGACAUGGUAUUAACAGUGUAUGGAGGUUAAGUGGAGAAUGGUCGUAAGGACAGCUCCUUGAUUUUCGUGAUUUAUUUUUUAUUUUUUAUAGUUUGGGUUUUUAAAAAAAAUUUGGGCUAGGCUUGUUUUGAGUU
Molecule: messenger RNA, 1036 nt
Organism: Prunus persica (peach)
Lineage: Eukaryota; Viridiplantae; Streptophyta; Magnoliopsida; Rosales; Rosaceae
Product: calcineurin B-like protein 10
Exons: 7
Coding region: 1-540 (179 amino acids)
Biological process (GO): calcium-mediated signaling
Molecular function (GO): kinase binding; calcium ion binding
Source: RefSeq, a predicted model, not a curated record